GUUUCGAAAGAGCCGCGACCUUCUCCCCGUCGCGUCGCGCGCCUCGCGUUCCCAGUGGUGUCCAGGGGGUGAAGUUCGCGCGUGAGGGGCCCGCUCGUCCGUUUAUCCCGUGAAUUGUCUCUCUCGCGGACCUUUUCGCGACGAAGGGCCGCGCGCGCGAAUCAACAUGGAACAGCAGCCUCGCAGACUCCGUCCCCGCGCUAUCCGGAGUUGACGAAAUACGUAUCGUGCUUUCGUGCGUUCUGUCCCCGGCUUCGCUUCAUCCGAAAACGUUUCUCGCGGACGUUCUCCGCCGACGUCCCGACGUCUGUAUUGCGAAGCGCGGAAUAACGCGGCGCGAGAGAGUGCGUUGGGUACUCUUGGGGCGUUCUCGUACGGUCUACGACCCCGCGAUGGUGUGACAGUAUAGUGAUCGUAUGGUGAAGCAGUGUCCGCAAGCAGUGACAGCGCCGGUCGAAUGAUCGAGCCGGAAGAUUUCGAUCGUUCAGCGUGCCGCUCGCGCGGCGCUCGAUCGCGACUGCUGUGAGAUCCGAGUGGAGAACGUCGAAUAUUUCGCAGCGCCGUUGGACACUUCGGAGCUUGGAAAAAUAAUCACGCGAACACUUUGUCAUCGCGAAAAUGAUUAAAUAGUAAUUGUCAAGCAAUAAAUUCUUCACUGCCCGUUUAGAAAAAUUAUAACCAAGAUUGUUCCUGUAACAGGAAAGAGAAAAAAAGUAUCGUCGGUCGUUAUCAAAGUAGAGGAUAGAGAUUGUCGAUCGUGAACAAAGGCAUAUGUGAGUUUCAGCGCAAAUUCCGUCCUGCAGUGCUUCGCUUUGUCAAACAUAAAUUCCGCGUGAAGUGACUUCCAGCUUCUUGACAGGAACCUCGCUCUCGAGCAUCCCGUAAACGUCGUCGGGCUGCGCGGGUCUCUCGAGGGUUCCACAUUUAAUUGCCAUCGGACGUGCAGAAGUGCGUUGCAAGAGGAACGAACGGCGAGGGUGCAAUAAAAAAAUUCACGUUCGCACGGCCCAUCGAAACGACGGGGAAUCGUGCAGCGGCGGCUGAUGGGGAGAUGUUAAAGUUAAAAGCCGCUCGUAAAACGCGUCGUCUCGCGGGUGCCACAACGCUGCUGUUACGCGUACGGAACUUGUUUAUCUCGGCCGCGACAUUGAUGCAAAAUUGAAAGGCCGGGAAAAAUAAUCUUUCUCUCCGUCUCUCGACGCGCAAGAUCGAGCGAGAGAGCUCUCUUACGGAGUUGCGAAAACGAGCGAUUUGUGCACACCGAUCGUCGGAGUAACGACGGCUGUCGUUAACUCCGACUAAAAGGAAGCAAAGUUCCCUCGAACUCCUUGUUUGUGACUGCUAUCGAAGCACGGUCGAGUCUUCGCGAAAGAGUAAUUGCUAGCCCGGAAAAAUGCGGCGGGGCCGCGCACACGGGAAGAACAAUCGCGGCGAAAUGAUGGAUGGUACGUCCGGUUCAUCGCGCAGAUUGCAUUAAUAACGACGAUCGGCCUAAUGCAUCGCGAGCGAUCUUACGAACGCCGAUGUAGCGAGAUGCACGGAGACGACGUUUAGUGCCGGGACAUCGAUCAACAUGGAUCACACAGGAGUAAUCUACGUCGAAAGAAUGAGUGAUAACGAUGAUGCGGAGAUCGCCUAAGUGCGUGUGAGGCCGAUAACACGCGGUCAAAGUUGAACGUUGACGCGAUUGACGACGCCUGUGCGAUAUGAAAAACAGGCCGUCCGGUGGUUAAAUCCGACGUAAACUCAACGACGAUUGUCGGCGGACGGACGUGAAUUAAUAUUUAAAUAAAACGCCGGGUUAAUUAUUAAAAGCCUGGUUAGCCGAUGCGGUUGCUCGCGCGAAGGUACGUGACUCGCGAAACCGCAAUACGUUUCUCUGCAUUAGUGACGUCUGUAAUUGGGAGAAUGCGGCACCGUCGUGGAAUCGUUUUGUGAUAGUGAGAGAAUUAUUAAACAGUGGCAGCUGCUUCAUUUAACGCGAUUUCAUUGACGCGGGGAAAACUAAUUAAGCGUAACGCUCUGUAUCGUGCGAGCGGUAUAGUAAAGCGAGAUUUUACGCCAGUCGUUCGCGAACGUGAGUGACUGUGCAUGGAUGUACGGUGGUACGAAGUGAUUCUGUCCCGCACCGAUCGAGAAUACGUGGAAUGCCGCGAUCGUUGCUAGUGUGCUAGUGGAUCCACUCCCACCAUUGGGAGUGAGCGUCUCUUGAAAACGGCCGCGUCGAAAUGCGUCUGAGAUAGUAUAUCAGUAUGUGAUUGAGCCACGCCGGGGAAAAGCGAUGUCUACUUCUCUUCCCACACUUGUCUGUUUUAUAAUUUGUUUUGGUGGAAUAGCGUCAUGUCUACGAAACUUUCGGACCGAUUUCCUGGAAGAAUGGCCGACGCCGGGCACCGGACCUCACUUCGACACUUCUAUGCAAUCGAACUUCACCGGUCUGGUGGGGAAAACGGUGCAUCUCGUGUGCAAGGUGAAGAACUUGGGGAAUCGAACGGUUUCCUGGGUGAGGCACCGAGAUAUACACCUGCUAACGGUUGGUCGUUACACCUAUACGAGCGACCAGCGUUUCGAGGCACUACACUCUCCUCAUACGGAGGACUGGACCUUGAGGAUACGAUAUCCUCAGCGGAAGGACUCCGGGACUUAUGAGUGCCAAAUAUCAACGACCCCGCCCAUCGGCCACCACGUGUACCUAACAAUAGUCGAGCCGGUAACUGUUAUAAACGGUGCGCCAGAACUCUUCGUCAAUAAGGGCAGCACCAUCAACCUGACAUGCGUCGUGAGAUACGCUCCCGAGCCACCCCCAACGAUGACUUGGAGUCAUAAUUCGGAGAUCAUCAAUUUCGACUCGCCGCGUGGCGGUAUCAGUCUGGUCACUGAAAAAGGUCCCGAGACAACGAGUCGUUUGAUGAUUCAGAAAGCCGUGCCGAGCGACUCCGGGGUUUACCGGUGCGAGCCGAGCAAUGCGAAUCCCAGUAGCAUAAAGGUGCACGUUGUUAACGAGGAACAUCCAGCCGCGAUGCACCACGGGGAUGGAAGCUCGUCUUACAGCAAGACACGGCCGAUUUGUUUUAUAAUUUUAGUGAUAGCUAAUGUAAUGUUUAUAUAAGGCGAGAAGAGUACGGAAACACACACUUACCCGACACGAUAAAACAUGAAAGGCGCGAUCGCCGAGAGAAUCGCGGAUUGCCUAUUUAACGUCGUUAACGUUUCUUGGGUAAAAAUAUUUGUGCAGGGUAAAACCGAACAUUUUACCAUUUACAUUAAAAGAAAAGAAGAAAAAAACCUUCCGUGACCAAAAGAGUUUUCAAAUAUCAGCACGGCACAAUAAUCGGUAAGAGCGUAGUAUUUUGUUAACGUAUAUCAUCAAGAACGAAUAACUUACGACGUCAAAAUUUAUUGUAUUAUUUGUAAAUAAAUUUAUUGUAUGUACAUAUCAAUAAAACGAUUGUCUUUAUCUUGA
Linepithema humile (Argentine ant) is the source of this 3463-nucleotide messenger RNA. Its product is annotated as zwei Ig domain protein zig-8. NCBI's taxonomy places the organism in Eukaryota, Metazoa, Arthropoda, Insecta, Hymenoptera, Formicidae. Gene Ontology annotation, biological process: synapse organization. Gene Ontology annotation, cellular component: neuron projection membrane. The record is from RefSeq and is a predicted model, not a curated record.